Molecule: messenger RNA, 5424 nt
Organism: Closterium sp. Naga37s-1
Lineage: Eukaryota; Viridiplantae; Streptophyta; Zygnematophyceae; Desmidiales; Closteriaceae
Source: the annotation of a GenBank genome assembly
AUGGUAUGGUGCGAUGCCGUUGCUGCCCCGCCAUGCAUCAGGGACAUGUACGGGUUCGCGGUGCAGCCACAGUACGUGGACGUCUACAAGGCCUACGUUCCCGUCUACCAUGACGAGGAGACAGAGCGGUCGGGUAGGUGGGACUCGUUCCUCGGCGCGCGCGACCUGCCGUUCCUUCCGCCCUCCCCUGCGCCGACCCCCGCGCCUGCAGCAGACGUCCCCUCUGGCGAAGGCGCGGAAGAGGGGGGCGGGGAGGGGAGGUUCCGCUCAGGGUUCAGGGAGGAGCUGUGGGCUGUUGAGCGCGUUCUGAGGGGCGCUGCUGCUGCAGGCGCGGGAAACGCAGGGAGUUCGGGAGAAGGGGGGAGGAGUGAAGGGGAUUUUGGAGGAGAGAGGGGAGGAGAGAGGAAAGGAGGAAGGGGAGGCGAGGUGAGAGGUGAGGAGGGAGGAGAGCGAGUAGGAGAGAGCAGCGGGGAGGGCAGCAGAGCGGGCAGAGGAGAGGCGGUAGGAGACGAGCGAGGAGGAGGUGUGGGAGAGGGAAGAGAAGGGGGAGGAGGCAAGGGAGUGGGAGGGAGCGUGGUGACUGAAGAGGCAUGGAGGGCGGAGCUGACUUCCCUAGUGAUGGGGGGCAUACCCAUGAACAUGCGGGGCGAGAUGUGGCAGAUCUUCGUGGGGGCCGGGGCGAGGAGGCAGGCAGGCGUGUAUGAGGCGCUGCUGAGGGAUGCGGGCAGGGAGGAGGAGCACAGGCCCAACAGCAGCCUGGCGGAGAUCACAGCGCGGAUCCAUGAGAGGGACGCCGAGGUCGCAUGCACCGUGCAGAUUGAAAAGGACCUGCCUCGCACCUUCCCCGGGCACCCUGCGCUGGACGCCAAGGGGCGGGACGCGCUGAGGCGGCUGUUGGUGGCGUACUCACGGCGCAACCGCGCUCUGGGGUACUGCCAGGGGAUGAACUUCCUCGCUGGCCUGUUGCUGCUGCUUAUGCCCGAGGAGAAUGCCUUCUGGACACUUACAGCAAUAGUGGACGAGUUGUUCCGAGGGUACUACUCUGACGAGAUGGUUGAAGCUCAGGUGGACCAGCUUGUGUUUGAGGACCUUGUGCGCCAGAACUUCCCCAGACUCGCGGAGCACAUGGACACAAUGGGGGUGCAGAUCUCAUGGAUCACGGGGCCCUGGUUCCUCUCUGUCGAUCUCAACGCCCUGCUUUCACACGCGCCCACCCACUCCACCCUCGCGCCCACCCUCCACACUCUCUCCCCACGCCCUUGCAGCGGAGCACAUGGACACAAUGGGGGUGCAGAUCUCAUGGAUCACGGGGCCCUGGUUCCUCUCUGUCUUCGUCAACGUGCUGCCCUGGGAGAGCGCGCAUCACAGCAUGCUCGCAUGCCCUUCUUUUUCCCCUCUGCUUCCCCCCUUCCCACCUCUGCUUCCCCUUGCCCCCUCUGCUUCCCUCCUGUCAUCUGCACUGCAGUGCUACGGCAUGCUCUUCCGCACAUGCCUCGCCCUCCUCGACAUGCACUCAUGCUCUUCCGCACGUGCCUUUCCCUCCUCGACAUGCACUGUACCCAUGCUGCUGCUGUCGAUGCAGGAGACGGGCGACAUGAUGUCAGCGCUGCAGUCCAUGGCCGCAUGUUGGCAUGGCAUCUAACCCCACCCCUCCCCCCGUUACCCUUUCCCUGCCCAGCCACGCUGCUGCUGUCCAUGCAGGAGACGGGGGACAUGAUGUCAGCGCUGCAGUCCAUGGCCGCAUCCACCUUUGACAGCACGCAGCUCGUGCUCUCCACGUGCCUCGUGCUCCCCGCGUGUGUGGGCUACAUGGACGUGAAUGAAGCCAUGCUGGAGGUACGUGCGUGUGCUGAUGGAUCUGCGCACCAAGCACCGCCCCACGAUAACGCAUCUGUGGACGAGAGGAGGGAGGUGCUCAAGUGCUGCCGCAGCACCCGCACUGCAGUGCCACUAAGAAAGAUCUUCCACAUCUCUUCCCCACCAGGCCUGCCCCCAGGACCUGCGCACGAAGCACCGCCCAACCAUAAUGCACCAGGUGGACGAGAGGCGAGAGUAGACGAGAGGCGAGAGGUGCUCAAGCGCUGUCGCAGCACCUGCACUGCCAAGAUCCACGCCGAGGCGCUGGCCGUUCUGCAGAGGCUUGCACCACACAGCACCGCGCUCGGCUCCCCUCUUGGCCCGUCGUCCUCCAAAGCCUCCCCGCUGUCCAUCCCUUCGUCGUUUGAUGACUCAGUGCUGCCCUCCCCCUCCCCUGCCGCUAGAAUGGGGAGAUUAAGAGCCUUUGGGGAUGAAGGGGAGAGGAGGAGGGAGGGGAGGGAGAAGAAGGGGAGGAAGGAGGGACGAACAGGAGGAAAAAGGGAAGGGAGAAGGGCAGGGGGAGGUGCAGGGGGGAGGGUAAACAGUGCUGGUACUGAGAGGGCUACUAACGAGAACGGAGAUGGUGACACUAGUGGGGGGGGAUUGGCGCCAGGAGACGUGUCCUCAUCCUCCUCUGCCUUCUCCUCCCCGUCCUUCACUCCCCCAGACUCCCCUCUUGCAAGCUUCAAGCUACCCAGUCGCCGUCCCCCACCCGUCUCCUUCCCCCCACACACUCUCCUGCAUCCCCUCCCUCCUCCCCUCCCUCUCACUCGCUCCUCCUCCCUCUCGCGCCUCUCCCCACCUGCUGCUCCCUCUUUCCUCAUCUGCCCUGUUCAACCGCUGCAGUUCCCCUCACACGCCCCUUCCCAUCCUAACGAAUCAACCGCAGCUAGUGCCGAAGCUGGCGCCGAACUGACAGCAGCUGGUUCGGCAGAGGCUUGGACUCAGCUGGCCCUCCCAGCCUCGGUGGUCGAGGCUCUGGAUUCAAUGCUGGGAGGAGGGGAGACGGAGGUGGGGAGAGAGGGGGGAGAGACAGGAGUGAAGGGAUCGCAGCAGAUGGUGAGAGGGACACUGAAAUGGACCCAUGGGGUAGUGCCAGGUGGCAGGAGCUCGUUGGCCCACCUCGCCCACAUGGUCAUGCUCAUGGAUCUGUCCCCCACCUUCUCGCCCCCCUCCUCCCCAUCCUCCCCCCCCACAUCCGACUUCUCCCCCCCGUCGCCCGGCUCUCCUUCAGUUUCUUUGGAAGGGGAUGGGUUGUUUCAGGACGAUGAGGGUACAGGGAAGGAGAAGGGGAGGAGGGGCGAGAGGAGUGGUGGGAAGGAGCAGGGAGAGACAGAACGGGAAGGCAAGAGGGACAAGGGAAGGGAGAAGAGGCGAGAGGAGGGAAGCAGAGGGAAGGAGAAGGGGAGAGCGAAGGAGGGAAGGGGUGGUGAUGCAAAAGGGGGUGGUGUUGUUGAUGGAUGGGUGUCAGAGUCGUUACAGUCACAUUUCCGACAAUCACAGUCACUUUCCGGACAUCAACCCAGUGCUGGGAGGGGCGCGGGUCAUAGCAGUAAAGGGGCGAGCAGUAAUGGGGAUGGCAGGGAGUGGAGAGCGGCGGGAGGGAGAGGCAGGGGCAUUCGACCACACAGCUUAAACGAGAGGCGAAGCCCUGGGCUGGGCAUGGGCGGGGGCAUGGGCAUGGGAGUGGGAGUGGGAGUGGGUGGUGGAGGGGAGGGGUAUCCCCCUCCUCACCACCAUACGGACAGGGCCGGUCUUGCUGCUCCGAUUCGGGAGUCCAGAAGUCAUGCUGCUGCUCACAGUGGCACUGGUUCUAGCGCUGGUUCUGGUAGCAGUUUUGUUGGUGGUGCUGGUGCUGGUGGUGGUGUUGGUGGUGGUUUUGGUGGUGGCAGUGGUGGUGGGGAGGCAAGGGUGCAUGGGAGGAUAGGCAGGACGAGCAGUGCGGAUGUGUGGAGAGUGGCAGAGAGGGGUGCUGGUGGGAGAGGAGGGGGUGGAGAGGAGCAGGAGGAACGAAGGGAUGGGGAGGGGUUGGGAGGCGUGGAGGGGGGGAAGGUGGGUGGGGAGAGCAGAGGAGGGCGGCACGUGCGGGUGGAAGUGGCGACAGAACUGCAAGCACAGGUGGCGUGGCUGAAGGAGCAGCUGGUGUUUGCACUGGAGGCGAGAGAUGAAGCCAUCCUCAGGGCGGAGGCAUUGCAAGCAGCCAUGGUGGAGAUGGGGCAGUCCACCACCAACCAGACGCUCGCUGCUAAGAUUGAUGAGUUGGAGAACGCACUGAUUGUGGCCCAAAGGCAGAUCGACACGCACAGGAGGGAGAUCGCCCAGCAGCAGCGAGCGAUGGAGGCACAGCAAGAAGCUUCAACUCGCUUGCUGUUAGAACAACAAGAAGAAGCAGCACGGGCGCUGGUGGAGGCGGUGAGGGGCAAGGAUGCGGAGAUGGAGAGGGAGGUGGGGGCGCUGCUGGGCGCGCUGAGGGGCAAGGAGGAGCGCAUGCGGGGGGAGAUUGAAGAGUUGCAGGACAAGAUGGAGGAGAGAGAUGCGGAGAUUGGGCGGCUUGCAAGGAGGUUGGAGCGGGCAGCCAAGGACAUGGAGGACAUUAUAGCGGCCAACGCACAGCAGGUGGAGACGCAGAAGAACGUCAUUGAGAUGCUCGCGGAGAGCAGCCGCGACGCUAGGCAGAAGCUGGCAGCCAUGGAAGAGAGGGCGCUGGCAGCAGAGAGGAUGGUGGAAACCUUCGUGGAAGCUUCCUCCCUGGAGGAGGUUCAAUCGAUGGUGGAUGACAUGCCAGCUGUCUCUCCUGGGUCUCUUGACACGUUUUAUCACAAUAACGCGGAUGUUCCUCACGAGCCCCCGAUUCCUUGUGCACUGAAUUUGUUCCGCCCCGAUUUGUUGCGCCUGAGGCACCAGGCUUUCGCCCUUGCGCGCAUCACCAGCCCGCAGUUCCCCAUCCCCUCGCAGUACGACGGCUUGGUGUACGGUGCUGACGUCAGCGAGCGGCAGCCCGUGCUGCUGGAGGCCUUCUUGGAUCUGACGUGUCCGUCCUGCCAGAGCGCGUGGCCCGUGUUGCGCCACGUGGCGAAGUUCUACGGGACGAAGCAGCUCCGAUUUGUCGUUCAUCUGUUUUCUAACGCUUUCCACCACAACUCCUACUUCGCCUCGCAGGCCACCAACGCCGUCGCAGCGAUCAACGGCUCGCUCGCAUUCGACUGGAUCGACGGCGUCUUUGACGCGCAGGACGACCUGUCGCUGAGCGCCACGUGGCAGAAGACGCCCGAGCAGGUCGCGGCGCAGCUGGCGCGGCUCGCGUCGGAGCGCCUCGGGAUUGACGAGGAGAGAUUCAAGGGGGCAUUUUUGGAUGCUGAGGUGGAAUGGCGCACUCGACUCGCGUUCAAGUAUGGGUGCUCGAGAGCAGUGGUGGGAACGCCAACCUUCCUGCUGAAUGGAGUGGCAGUGCCUAUAGCUGCAGCCGAGUGGACCAUCUACGAAUGGCGCGCCCUCCUCGACCCCCUCGUUGCCCCGUCUGUCCUGGAUUCGCACUCUCACUCCCCUCGAAAGCUGGCGCUCGAGUGA